Molecule: messenger RNA, 717 nt
Organism: Amborella trichopoda
Lineage: Eukaryota; Viridiplantae; Streptophyta; Magnoliopsida; Amborellales; Amborellaceae
Biological process (GO): response to stress; positive regulation of DNA-templated transcription
Cellular component (GO): nucleus
Molecular function (GO): DNA-binding transcription factor activity; transcription cis-regulatory region binding
Source: RefSeq, a predicted model, not a curated record
AAGAAGGGGUGCAUGAAGGGGAAGGGAGGCCCUGAAAAUGCCUUAUGUGCCUAUAGAGGGGUGAGGCAGAGGACUUGGGGCAAAUGGGUGGCUGAGAUCAGGGAGCCCAACAAGGGAGAUCGGCUUUGGCUGGGCACCUUUGCUACCUCUGAAGAGGCUGCCCUUGCGUAUGACACCGCCUCUCGUAAGCUCUAUGGCACCUCGGCAAGGCUCAAUUUACCAGAAUUUAGUCCUUUCGCGCCUAAAUCCCUGAUCUCUAGUGGUGGUGGUGGUAAUGAAAAUGCUAAUGUGUCAUUAGCUUCGGUUUCAAAUCGAAAUCUGACCACUUCUAAGAGCCAGUCGGAACAAGGGGCCUUGGAAGCAAAGGCUUCUGCUGCUUUCUCGGAGAUUCAGAACUCAUGCCUUCUACAACACUGCUCUUCGCCUGUGAAGAAUUUUGAGCCAUACGACGAUGAAAACUUGUUUUGCGAGGAUUCGAUCUUGGACGUGGAUGUUGAUGCUGACCUUUGUCCGGUUUUCAAAAUAUACUGUGACGAAGAGAACCAGAGGCAAGAGCUGUUGGGCUUGCAGGAUCUCGAGUGUGAAAGGAUUUCUGAUGUGGUCCAUGAGAUUUCGGCCCCGGACUUUGCAGCCGAUAAUGGUGGCAUGGAGGCUGGGGAGGAGUGGAUGAAUUGGCAAGAGGGCUGUGAUCCCUCACACUGGUCUUGGUGCUCUUAA